AUGCAAAGAGUUUUGAAUCGAACUCCUAAGAAAACGCCUGUUAAAGUUUAUAAUCCUCGGCCGAACGACUAUUGCAGAGUUUGUAAAGAAAAUGUGAAGAUCAAUGGAUGUUCUCAAGUAAAUAUAUUCAGUGAGAAAAAUCAGGAUUUCCUUCGCCGCUUCAGAAAUAUUGUAGACGCAAAAGUCGAAGACAUUAGCAAGAUCUCUCAAGUUCUUUGCAAGAAGUGCUAUAGAACAGUUUUAAAGCACGAAAAGUCACUAAGCCAAGCAAAAGAACUCCAAGAGUUUAGGAAAAAAUACACAGAGGUACCGAUCGAUGUCGGUGAAUUUCCGCGACAGAAGAGAUGCGCGAGGUAUUCCCCAAGCACAACGUCGCCGGGUACCGAAAAAACCUUCUCACGACCAGUUAGCAAUCCAAAAAGCAAACGAAAGAUUUUUUCAUCUGCAGAUAGAAAUAAUUCCUUAAGAGAUGAACUUCUUUCGAAAACGCAAGAACGCAACACAUCACCUACAGUGGUCUUUAUAUACUACCCGUCAGGUCUAGUACAUAAAAUAAUCGAUCGGGAAAUAGAUGCUACCAUCGUAAGGCAAAUCUAUUCUAAAGAGUACAGCGGAGUGAUAAAUUCUAUCUGGAAACAUCCUGAACUCAAGAGUGGGGUACUUGAAAGGAUACAGAUUGAAAUCGAUAAAGAAUCAAGUUCGUUGUGCAGCACUAACGUGCCAUCAAUUCUGAGGAAAACCAAACCAAAAGAUUUGAUAGAGUUUUCGGGGAAAAAAUGCGAAGAGGAACUGAAAACAAGAGCUCCAAUUCUUUAUGGUUGUAUGUAUAGUGUUGCAAAUGCAUUUGAAAAGAAGAAAAUAGACAAAAAAUUUCAGAAGAAAAUAGAAAAUGACAUCAACAAGCAGGGAGCACCAAUAUCUCUUGCAGCAUCCAUCCUCUUGAAGCAGAGAUGCCCCCAGAUGUCUGCCAUUGCAUACAGAUUUGCACUCGGAGUGUUAUGGCAUAGUGGAGCCAAAAAACAGGGAUACUUACGAGCAAACCAUUGGGGAGUGUCAGUAAGCCACACCAGUACAUUGCAGAAACUGGAUGAGAUGGGGAGCAAUUUUGAUGAUGAUGUCAAGAUGUGGAAAAGCAAACUUGUAAAGUACCAUCUUAUUAAUGAAGUCCUGGAAAAUGUGGAUCAGUAUGUAAAUGCAAAGGAGAAAGAGCACAUACCUGAAGGAUUUCAAACAACUGAUGUCAGCAGUCUAUCCCUUUCCUUUCCAGAAGUACCUACAAAUGAUGAAGCAAGGAUGUCCUGCAGUGAUGAGAUUUCAGAAAACCAGUCAACGGCAUUGCAGCUGAAGGAUGGAACUGACAUCCUCAAUAUAAACCGAGAUGACCAAGCUGGGUUUCGUCUGGAUACCCUAGCCACCCAUAACAGGCAUGCAACAUUAUGCUUGAAAGACAACGUUCCACUUACAACUAAAACAGAUUAUGUUAACAAAUAUUCCUCAACACUUCAGACAACAUCAUAUAACUUUUCUGGUACWGACACAACUUUAGAAUUAUGUGCUGGAAUUGUUAAGGCCAYGCCACUUCAUCAGAAAAAUCCUGCACAACAUGCAUACGAUUUGAAUGUGAUUGAGAAAAAUCCAGAGGURGAGCCAGCAUUUGUCAACCAUAUCACAGGAAAGAGGAAGAGUAAAGUAUGUGUCCGAGUGGAUGGAGGUAAUGAUGAAGGGCCAUCACAUACAGAAGUCCAAUUUUGGUGGACUAACUAUCAUCUUGAAAAAUCAUCCAAAGUGUUAAUUGUAUCUACCAGAGAUAGUGGCUCAAGCAACAGGAACCGUGUUGAACUGCAGAAUGGUUGCCUUGCUCUUGGACAUAGUAAUUUAUUUAUUCCGUCUACACUUAAUGGUUCAUGCCUUGACUCAAAUACCGGAAUGAUCAAUGGCAUUAAGCUUAAAGAGAAUCUCAGUGAUGCCAUUCACAUUUACAUCAGCAGAGUUGAUAAAACGCCAUGUGCCAAUACCAAGAUUCACCUGUACAAAGGAAGUGACAGCUCAUCGUAUCAGGAAGAUAGAGCAAUGAUUAAAACCUAUUUGAAAGGUACUGCAGAGGAUAAAAGACAGUUAAAACGUCAAAGUCCAGAAAAAUACAAGUGGAUCGAUGAUGUAUGGUCAUUACGAAAUCGUCAUUUGGUGACUGGACUGCCUUCCAAGUAUGUAUUCCAUCUAUUUCUCUGCUACCAUAGUGAUUGCAUUCAUCCAUUGUGCAAAACUGGAAAGCCAGCUGUGCAAGAGACCUGGUAUGAAGGAGGACCUCCACUAAACUUCACUCCGCUUCCUGUGGUAGAUACAAAUAGGCCAUUUGGAAAUCAAAACUGUUCUGACUGUAAAGACCAAGUAUGUUCAGGGCAUUACAUGGUGCCAACAGAUAUUGCAGUUCAAAACUGCAUAUUUAUCCCUUCUUAUUGUAAUCCUAUUCUUAAGGUGUUUUGCAGAGAAUGUGCAAAAGAUKUCCAUUUUGAUAGAAAUCAGUUCCAUGUGUUAGAGUUAUGGCAGGAUGACAAGUUUAUACCAUUGUAUCCAGAUCAUGGAGUACUAGGAUAUGGUCAUAAAUGCCCCACACAAAUCAAGAAGCCAUUUACUCUUAUUGACUUCUAUGGUUAG
This is a messenger RNA of Exaiptasia diaphana, 2655 nucleotides long. RefSeq lists its product as uncharacterized. The transcript is spliced from 7 exons. Gene Ontology annotation, molecular function: zinc ion binding. Gene Ontology annotation, cellular component: nucleus. The record is from RefSeq and is a predicted model, not a curated record. The coding region runs from base 1 to 2655 and encodes 884 amino acids. NCBI's taxonomy places the organism in Eukaryota, Metazoa, Cnidaria, Anthozoa, Actiniaria, Aiptasiidae.